CUUUUGUAGAAGAAUCACAUUGUUACGGCCCUUUCGAGCAUAACCCGUCGCCACAAUGAGGAUCGAGACUUGUUAUUUCUGCUCGCAGCCGUGUUACCCAUCGAAGGGCAUAACUUUUGUCCGCAACGAUGCGAGACUCUUCAGAUUCUGCCGGUCAAAAUGCCACAAGAACUUUAAAAUGAAGCGUAACCCCCGCAAGCUGAAGUGGACCAAAGCCUUCCGCAAGUCCGCAGGCAAAGAAAUGGUCGUCGACAGCACUCUCACCUUCGCGGCACGCCGCAACGUCCCUGUCCGAUACAACCGCGACUUGGUGGCCAAGACGCUUAAUGCCAUGGAGAGAGUUUCUGAGAUCCGCCAGCGCCGCGAGAGAGUCUUCUACAAGAAGCGCAUGGCUGGCAAUAAGGAGCGUGAGAAGGAGGCGAACCGCAAAUUGGUGGCCGAGAAUGAGCACCUGCUGCCGAAGAUGCGUGCUAGUGAGAGGGCGAAGGCGGCGGAGAUGGGCGAGGAGAUCGAGGAGGCGCCGUUGGAGAGAGAGAAGAGCAAGGUGUUUGGAAAGAUGAAGGAGAGGAGGAAGGUUCUGGUGCAGGAUGUGGAGGAGGAUGGAAUGGAUAUGGACUGA
Cadophora gregata is the source of this 619-nucleotide messenger RNA. RefSeq names its product ATPase-activating ribosome biosynthesis protein (gene RLP24). Gene Ontology annotation, biological process: ribosomal large subunit biogenesis. Bases 56 to 619 code for a protein of 187 amino acids. Gene Ontology annotation, cellular component: nucleolus. The record is from RefSeq and is a predicted model, not a curated record. The transcript has 3 exons. NCBI's taxonomy places the organism in Eukaryota, Fungi, Ascomycota, Leotiomycetes, Helotiales, Ploettnerulaceae.